CCAUGUAGUCACACCCCCCACACCGUAACCAUGAUCCUCCUCUCCCCCCUCACAACGGCACUCCUGUGCCUCCUAACCCUCACCACCGCAACAAACACCACCACCACCCCUUUCAACCUCGACUCAACAUGGGGCAACCUAUCCCCCUACACCUCGAGCCCAGGCUUCGGCAUCCCCCCGGGCACGCCCAAGACCUGCCAACUAACCCAAGCGCACAUCCUCCACCGGCACGCCCAGCGCUAUCCCACCUCCUACCUCCUCGACGCCGACAGCAUGGAAUCCUUCGCCCAGAAGCUAAAGAACUACACUCUAGCGCACCCAAACAGCACCCUCGCCACUGGGCCCCUCUCCUUCCUCAAUAACUGGAGAUACCUGAUGGGCACAGAGGCCCUCCUCCCCACCGGCGCAGCGACAGAAGCUACCUCGGGUGCAUUCCAUUGGUCCCGGUACGGACGUGUAUUGUAUGAUGCCCCAGCGGGCAUGGCGGACUGGAGUAAUGAGUUGAAUGUGUUUCCGAAUGGAACGAGGAGGAGCAAGCCCAUAUUUAGGACGACGUCGCAGGCGAGGAUUCUGGAGAGUGCGAGGUGGUGGUUGAGCGGCUUCUUCAGCAACAUCGCAGCCAACAGCUCCUCCGAUGACUACGACCUCGUCAUCAUCCCCGAGGGCGACGGCUACAACAAUACCUUGUCAGGAAGCUGUCCUAACGGGGAUACUUCAGAGGGAGACGACUCCGCCGAGCAAUUCCUCAAGAUCUACACACCCCCCAUCAUCACCCGCUUCUCCCAGUACCUCCCCUCAACCCUAAACCUAACCUAUCUGGACAUCCUCUCCAUGCAAAACCUCUGCGCAUACGAGACCGCCGUGCUCGGCACCUCCUCCUUCUGCGCGCUCUUCACCCCCUCCGAAUGGGAAUCCUACGCUUAUAUCCUCGAUCUGCAGUUCUACGGGGACUAUGGCUUCGGCUCUCCCUCCGGAAGGGCCCAGGGGAUCGGCUACGUCCUCGAACUAGCAUCCCGUCUUCAGGGCAAGGUGAUCGAGAAGCAGGUUGCGAACGUCAACAUUACGUACGACUCUAACCCGAGCACAUUCCCGCUGCAUCAACCACUCUACCUGGAUAUGUCUCACGAUGAUGUGAUCGUGUCUGUGUUGGCUGCGCUGGGUGUGGAGUACUUCAACAUCGGGAAGGAUGGAAUGAAAGGGAAUAUCAGUGCGAACGAAGUCCCUCUGAAUCGCACGUUCAGGUUGAAUAGGAUUGCGCCGUUCGGGGCGCGGUUUGUGACGGAGAUUUGGAGGUGUGAUUCUUCCUCUGCUGCGGAUAUUGAGGUGGAUGCGGGUGGGGAGGUGGUUUAUGAGAAUCCGACGGUUAGUGAGGGGGUUGGGAAGGAGUAUGUGCGGUGGGUGUUGAAUGAGAUGCCGGUGCCGGUGGAUGGGGUGUCUGGGUGUGAGUCGGAUGGAGGGAAUGGGUUUUGCUCGUUGGAGGGGUUCCUGGGGGGUGUGAAGGAGAUGCAGGAGUUGGCGAGUUUCGAGGAGGCGUGUAUUGAGGGGGUGGGCAGUGGUGGGGGCCAGGUUGGGGAUGGAAGGCCUUAG
Molecule: messenger RNA, 1587 nt
Organism: Aspergillus welwitschiae
Lineage: Eukaryota; Fungi; Ascomycota; Eurotiomycetes; Eurotiales; Aspergillaceae
Product: histidine phosphatase family protein
Exons: 3
Coding region: 31-1587 (518 amino acids)
Molecular function (GO): acid phosphatase activity
Source: RefSeq, a predicted model, not a curated record